AGUAAGUGUCAAAAUCUUAAGUCAAAAUCGCUCAAAAACAUAAUUCGUAUACCUACCUACUCGUUGUACAAUAAUAUCGUCUAUUCUUACUAUCAACCAACACCACCACCAUCACUACUACUUCUAGCACCACCACCAUCCAUAACUGCAUCAUAAUAAUCUUGUUUAAUUCCUACAAACAAUCAUUGUUUAAAUGCAGAGAAACUUAUAAGAUUGUUUUGUAGUAUUUUACUCUAUAAAAACAUACGUCACUAUGCCGCACCGUCAACCCAAUCCUGAGCGUCACCCUGUUUAGCAGCUAUUGUAGUCAUAAUCGUUCAAUAACCAAUAUUAUAUUAUUAUAUUAAUAAAUUACCUGAUAUACCUAUAAAAAUAAUUAUGGAUAAGAAUAAUGGUGAGUCAGACUCUGUUGCCCGAGGUAAUCUUAGACAACCAACCAGGGUGUUUAAGAAAAGCUCACCGAACGGUAAAAUUACUGUUUAUUUGGGUAAAAGGGAUUUUGUUGAUCACAUUACCAAUGUUGAUCCUAUCGACGGCGUGGUUUUGGUCGAUCCCGAUUACGUCAAAGGAAGAAAAGUAUUUGGCCAUGUUUUAGCCGCUUUUCGAUAUGGCCGUGAAGACUUGGAUGUGCUGGGUUUGACUUUUCGGAAAGAUCUUUAUAUAGCAUCUGAACAAAUAUAUCCUGUUGGAAAUAUACGAACUCCAACUAGGCUACAAGAACGUUUGAUCAAGAAACUUGGUCCAAAUGCUAUACCAUUUUAUUUUGAAUUACCACCACAUUGCCCAGCAUCUGUUACAUUGCAACCAGCUGCGGGUGAUACAGGAAAACCGUGUGGAGUAGACUAUGAAUUCAAAGCGUUUGUUGGCGAUACAGCCGAAGACAAACCUCACAAGAGAAAUUCAAUAAGGCUGGCUAUUAGAAAAAUUAUGUACGCACCCAAAAAAGAGGAAGUGCAACCAUCAGUUGAAGUAUACAAAGAGUUUGUUAUGAGCCCGAACAAAUUAUACUUAGAAGCAUCCUUGGACAAAGAGCUUUACUACCAUGGGGAAAGUAUAUCAGUAAAUGUCCACAUAGCCAAUAAUUCUAAUCGAACUGUAAAAAAAGUAAAAGUGUUUGUUAGACAAUUUGCUGAUAUAUGUCUGUUUUCCACUGCCCAAUAUAAAUGUACUGUUGCUGAAUUAGAGAGUGAAGACGGUUGCCCUGUUGGACCUGGUUUCACUUUAUCUAAAGUAUAUACAGUUAAACCUACUUUGCACAAUAACAAAGAUAAACGUGGCUUAGCUUUGGAUGGGCAAUUAAAGCAUGAAGAUACAAAUCUUGCUUCUUCAACAAUAGUGAGCAAUCCUUCACAAAAAGAAAACCUAGGGAUUAUUGUUCAAUAUAAAGUGAAGGUAAAACUUUGCUUGGGCGCUUUAGCAGGUGAGUUGACAGCUGAACUUCCAUUUAUUUUGAUGCACCCUAAGCCUGAAGAGGAAGUACUUCCAAUAGUCAAUAAUAUUGUAAACUCUGGUACAGCAGUUGAUGACAACGGUGUACGUGUUGAUAAUUUGAUUGAAUUAGAUGAAGAAAGCCCUGCCCCAUCUCACGAUGAAGAUAUCAUCUUUGAAGAUUUUGCUCGUUUACGACUAAAAGCUGGUAAUGAUUAAUUUAAAUAACCAUGUGAAUCUGUGUGAAUUUAUGAAUUCAUUUAUUAUUCAGUUUUGAGUAUAGGUAAAUAAUACAUAAAUCUACUGGAUGUCUAUCAAAUAGAAUCACAGUAUGUCUAUUCUAAUUAUAUAGACUUAAAUGGAAAUCAUGAAUAUUGCUAUAACUGAUAGAAAUUGAUUUCUAUGAUAAUUGAUAAAAGAUACUAUGCAGUUAUAAGAAAUUUUUAACUUUUUGUCGGAACUUUAUGCGCAAUACUGUUAACGUUGAUCUAAUUUUUUAGAGCCCAAGGGUAGUAGGAAUAAAAUUUAUCAUUUAAUUCAAUUUUUAAUUUAUUAAAUUUGUUAUUAUAAAGUAUUCAAUACAUCAUCUAUUAGACUUCUAAUAUUAUUUUUGUAGCUUAAUUAAUUAUUACCAAAUUAUAUAAAAAUUCACUACUAAUUUAAUGUUAUAUUUCUGUAAUUUUUAUUAAAACCAAAUAAAACUAUUUAUAUACCUAAUAAUUAUUGUGUUGGCAUUUAAUUUAUUAUAAACUAUUUAGGUAUAACAAAGCAUAGUUUAAAAAACUAAAACUUAGGAAAUUUUUUGUUUUAAUAAUCUAUAAUUUAUCAAGUAGAUACCAUGUAAAAAACUUGUUUGAUAAUACUAUUAGGUUUAAAAAAAAAUAAAUUGUUUUUAAAACCAUAAUUGGACAUUUGUAUAAUUUUAUUUUAUUUUUUUAUUAUUAAUACUUUUUUCUGAUUAAAUGUAUUAGUGUGCAUUUAAAGUUUAUUUAUUAUGGUUACACAAGUAGUUCUAACAUUCCUCCAAUUGUUAAAAGUCAAAUCAAUCAUAUUUUAAUUUAUUGUCUAGUAUACUUUUUUUAAAUGUAGUAGGUAUUUUAUUUCUUUAAAAGAUCUAUAUUAUAAAUAUAAAUUAUUAUUCAAAAUGCUAAAAUAUUUAUUUCAAUAUCUAAGCCUAAAAAUUGAGUAAGUUCCUACCUAAAAUAUAUAUUCUAGGUAGUAUAAUAUAUUAUAAUCAAUACUUAAUAAUACUCAAGUGCAGCGUAUCAGCAUUUUUAUUUGUGCCAAAUUGAUUUCACUUUUGUGUUUAAUAACAAUAAUAAUUUUGUUUAUUUUUAUGAAUUAUUUUAAUUUAUUUAGUUAUAAUGGCCAGUACAUAUUUGUAAUUAAUAUUUAUAAAUUAUUUAUUCCACGGCAUUAGCUUACUUGCAUGUAGUAUAGAAGAUUAUUUAGGUUACCAAACAUCUAAGCAAUUUAUAUUUUUUCAAUUAUGUUUUGACAAUCGAGAAUUAGGUAUAAGAUUUUGAAUAUAUUAAGUUGAACCAUUGUUAAAUAAUUUAUGUAAUCGAAUAUUGUGUAAUAAUUUAAUAGGCAAAUUAUCUGUGUGUAUUGUGAUUUAUGUAUUGGAAGUAAUCUUAAGAUAAACCUAGUUAGUUGAACGUAACCAGUAAUAUUCUAUGAUCUAAACUUUUAUUGACAGGGUUUUUUUUUUAAUAUUUUUUUUUUUUUUUUACUGUCAUUACUAACAAUUUGUCAAAAUUUUGGUACUGUUUAUUAUAAACUAUAAUCAUAUUCAAUGUAAAGUUGAUGUAUGAAUCUUAAACUCUUAAACUGACAAUGACUAUGACAUUGUUACUGAUUGUUAUUAUUUUGUUUGUGUAAAUGUGUGUUUAUCCAAUUAUUCUAUUUGUUAAAAUGUUGGUUUCUGUUGAACAAAAAAAUAAUUAUGGUGAAUACUAUCUAUAUUAAGUUAAAUAUCAAUUUAUAAAGCACAAAUAUUACAAUUUUAGACUUAUUUAAAUUACAUCAGUAUUUAUACAUUAUAUUCUAUUCUAUUCACUGUUAAAAAUCUUAAACUAACCUUAACCAAAUAUAUUUUCAAAAUAUGGUUUUUACACAAUUUUAUUUUAAAAUAAGUGAUAAAAUAAAAUGCAUGAUUAAACUUUUUGUUAAUUUAAUUUUUCAUGUUGGUUGUAAAUAAAAUUGAAGUUCACUUUUA
Molecule: messenger RNA, 3646 nt
Organism: Rhopalosiphum padi (bird cherry-oat aphid)
Lineage: Eukaryota; Metazoa; Arthropoda; Insecta; Hemiptera; Aphididae
Gene: krz
Product: arrestin red cell
Exons: 1
Coding region: 379-1647 (422 amino acids)
Biological process (GO): G protein-coupled receptor internalization; signal transduction
Cellular component (GO): cytoplasm
Molecular function (GO): G protein-coupled receptor binding
Source: RefSeq, a predicted model, not a curated record